AUGGUCUCCUUUACCAAGCUUUUCACCGCUAGCCUGGUCGCCACCUCGGCCAUCGCUGCCCCUACGCAGGUGAAGCGAUCCUCUUCCAGCAAGCGUGGUGCCGCCUACAACGACAUCUCCACUGUGUCUGCCCUCGCCGGCAGCGGUGCUGUCUCAUGGGCCUACAACUGGGCUGGCUCUCUCUCCGGUCUACUUCCCUCAAACGUCGAAUAUGUUCCCAUGCUUUGGGGCUCCAAAGACUUCGGCGGUUGGGUGACCACUCUCGAGACCGCACUCUCUAGCGGCAGCAGCUACAUCUUAGGAUUCAAUGAGCCCGACAUGCCCUCUCAAGCCAGCAUGAGUCCCUCAGAUGCUGCCAACUACUACAAAAGAUAUAUUACCCCCUUCUCUGGCAAGGCGAAGCUUAUAUCGCCCGCCGUGACAUCUUCCACCGAAACUGGUCUUGGCCUGAGCUGGUUUGAAUCCUUUAUCGGAAUGUGCAGCAGCUGUGGUAUCUCUGGACUGGCUGUUCACUGGUACGGCGAAUCUGCCGACCAAUUCAAGUCCUUCGUCACCAAGGCCAUCGACACUGCUAACAAGCAUGGCUUGUCUGAGGUCUGGAUCACCGAGUUUGCUCUCAAUGCUGAUGUCAAUGGCUCUUCGAACAUGGCUAUCACUACCUCUUUCCUCAACGAAGUUAUCCCUUGGUUGGAUAAUCAACCUGGUGUCACCCGCUACUCUUAUUUCAUGUGUGCUGAGAAGUACUUGCUCAGCGGCAGCACUCUUAAUGAGGCCGGCCAUGCAUACAUCUCUACCUCUCACUAA
Molecule: messenger RNA, 804 nt
Organism: Penicillium paradoxum
Lineage: Eukaryota; Fungi; Ascomycota; Eurotiomycetes; Eurotiales; Aspergillaceae
Product: glycoside hydrolase family 128 protein
Exons: 1
Coding region: 1-804 (267 amino acids)
Biological process (GO): fungal-type cell wall polysaccharide metabolic process
Cellular component (GO): fungal-type cell wall
Source: RefSeq, a predicted model, not a curated record